AUGGAGAAGGCAAACUCAGCUGUUCAAGGACCUCAACAUGUGAAAUAUAAAUGUGAAGAGGGUGUCUCAGAAGAAGUGUGUGAGGAUGAGCAAGAAACAUAUCUCAGAAUGCACUGGGGCCUCCUUUUGAUGCAUGGUAUAGAGGUUGAUGAAGAGCACUGUAAAUGGAGUUCUGGUCAUCUUGAACAGGAGAGCGUCUGCAUUAACAAGCAAGAGGACUGUGAUUGUGGACCUAUGGAUUUUACAGUAGACUCUGAGCUGUUGUCUUACAUCACUAAUGUGCACAAAAACAAAACUGUCAGCAGCAUAAAGGAAGAAGUCCUCAGUUCUGAGUCAGACAUGCAGUGCUCUUAUCUAGAUGAAGAAGGUCCUGGAUUAGGAUUGACCCCCAGUAGACACUGCCCCCUACAGCAACAAUCUGUCAAUGUGAAGUUGGAAUCUGACAUUAAGAGGGCAGUCAAAGCAUCAGAUCCAAGUCCUUCUGCAGAAGCUUCACAAGCCAGUGGCAGCUCCUUCUUAUCCCCAUUGGCUCAGACAUCUCCUCAGUGCAGAUCUCAACAGACGGUGGAUGAUAAGAAUAUGAAGAACCUGACAUUAGCAUCAGAGACUGGGAUACCUGCCUUUUUGCUGAUUGAUUCUCAGUCGGUGAUGAAACUAAACACAGUACAUGUGAUCACCACUCAAACUCAGAUACCCAAUACGGACCUAACCACAGUCUACCAGAAACAGAGUGAAUGGGUGAAAAGCAAACGUGAAUCUAGGGAUGGUAAUCUCUGUCAAACACAACAGGAGCCAUUUGAGUCUUCUGAAUGUGGCAAGUUGUUCAGUCAAAUGUGCCCCCUUAAAACAUACAGAAUAAUUCACGCUGGAGAGAAGCCAUUUUCCUGUCCAAAAUGUGGAAAAGGAUUUACCACCAUUGGCAACCUUCAUAAACAUGUAAAAAUUCACUCAGGUGAGAAGCCCUAUUGUUGUUCAGAAUGUAGGAAGCAAUUCCGAACAAUGAGCAAUCUUCAGGAGCACAGAAGAAUUCACACUGGAGAGAAGCCUUUUUCCUGUCCAGAAUGUGGAAAUGGAUUUACCACCAUUGGCAGCAUGCAUAAACAUAUAACAAUUCAUACAGGAGAGAAGCCCUAUUGUUGUUCAGAAUGUAGGAAACAAUUCCGAACAAUGGGCAACCUUCAGGAGCACAGAAGAAUUCACACUGGAGAGAAGCCCUAUUGUUGUUCAGAAUGUAGAAAGCGAUUCCGAUCAAUGAGCAAUCUUUAUAGGCACAGAAGAAUUCACACUGGAGAGAAGCCAUAUUAUUGUCCAAAAUGUGGUAUGGGAUUUACCAGCAUUGCCAACCUUCAGAAACACCAAAACAAGUAAAAAUGCACACGGGAGAAAACCAUGUUCUUCUGAUUGUUUUAAACAAUUUGCCGUA
Molecule: messenger RNA, 1423 nt
Organism: Polypterus senegalus (gray bichir)
Lineage: Eukaryota; Metazoa; Chordata; Cladistia; Polypteriformes; Polypteridae
Product: zinc finger protein 684-like
Exons: 2
Coding region: 1-1368 (455 amino acids)
Biological process (GO): regulation of transcription by RNA polymerase II
Molecular function (GO): RNA polymerase II cis-regulatory region sequence-specific DNA binding; DNA-binding transcription factor activity
Source: RefSeq, a predicted model, not a curated record